AUGAUCAAAAAACUAAAAAUUAAAAAGGGGGGCAAUUUCAAAUCACAGCCUCACAAAAGGAGCCCAAAAUGGGGGAUGAAAAAGAGUAAUCAUAGCUACUACUUUGAAAGUAACUCCAAAUUAAUGCAUGAUCGAAAUAUACAUAAAAAUAAUUUUAUUAAUUUUGAAGAAUUAAGUAAGAAGUAUCCUUUUUUAAAUAUAUUUUUGCACAAAAGUAAAAAUGGGAAAUUAAUAUACGAUUUUGAGAAAUCUGUAGCCGUUUAUUUUUUAAGUAAAGCUAUACUGAAAGAGUACUACUCCAUAAAUUUUUACAUGCCAUAUUAUAAUAUUGAUAGUGUUGAUGGAAUUGAUGCAUUAUUUGAUAGUAUUUCAUUAUUAUAUCAUAACACUAUUCAAAAUUUUGUUUUUGUAAACACGAACGAACUAAUUAAUAACUACAAAGAAGUUAUAUUAAAUGCUUAUAAUGAACACAAUGAUAAGUUAUUAAAAUUAGAUUAUAAAAAUGAUGAAUAUGUAAUAAAUGAACCAUGUGAUGAGUUAAAAUAUGAGGACACAAAAUCACAUAACGAAUUUACGGGGAAAAAAUUUUUAUGCCCAUGUAUUCCUGGAAGAGUUAAUUACAUUCAUUACUUAGCAGAUCUUACUAGCUUAAAUACUAUCUCAGAAGAAGAGAGCGCAAAAAAUUUUGAACGUUGCGAACAUUUUGAACAAUGCAAACAUUACGAACGCUUAAACAUAAUAAACAGUUUUGUAGGUAGCGAACAUACAAUGACUUCUGAAGUACUACAUGGUAAUAUAAUAAAAGUCUUAGAUAUAGGAGUCGGGGCGAAUUGUAUCUACCCGCUUUUGGGUAAUAGUGUUUAUAACUGGUCCUUUAUUGGUGUUGACAUUAAUUUAGAUUCUUUAAAAUAUGGUUAUAUAAAUAUUUUGUUAAAUAAUAAAGAAAAGGAUAUAAUACUGAAAUAUCAAAAAGAUAAGAAGAAAUUAUUUGUAAACGUAGUUAACGAUACAGAUUUGUUUUUUUUCUCCAUGUGCAACCCACCGUACCACAGUUUUUUAGAACAAGUUAACAGAAACCCUUUCAGAAAUUUAGAAGCAAAUGUGGAUGAAGUUGUCUAUUUUGACAAUGAAGAAUAUAUUUCCCUUAAUGAAGAUACUUCAAAAGAAGUAGUUAAUAAUAAUAUUAAGCUUGGUACCUUAUAUAGUAAAGAAGAAGAAAGCAUUGUUGAAUAUAAUAAAACCUGUUCUAGUGCCAACGCAAGCGGUACUACUAUAGAACGGUGUGAAGAAGUGUAUUAUAAGCAUUUUAACAAAAAUGCACUUUCUAAUGAGUUCGAAAAGGAAGGUGAACACAUGAACGGAAACGAAGUAAAGAGCCAUAAAAAUUUAGGAGGAGAAUACAGUUUUAUUAUAAAUAUGAUUAUCGAAAGUAAGCUUUAUUUUUACAAUAUAAUAUGGUUUACAACGUUAGUCUCAAAAUUUAAAAAUGUUAAAUUAAUAAAAAAGGAAAUAAUCAGAUCAAUGAGAUUAUAUAACAUGUAUAAAAAAAAUCAGGUAGAUUUUCUGACUACUAUUAUAAAAAAUAAUAUACAUUUUGAGAAUAUUUUUUUUUUUAGAAAUGUGAAAAAACCAUCUUUUCAAAUGCAUAUAUGCCAAUAUAGAAUUUUUGAAUCUCAUACUAGCAGAAUAACAAGAUGGAUAAUUUGCUGGUCAUACUACACUGAAGAACAUAUCCAUUUUUUAAUAAAGUUAUUUCGUGAAAAAAAUUUUCAUGUCUGA
This is a messenger RNA of Plasmodium malariae, 1779 nucleotides long. RefSeq names its product conserved Plasmodium protein, unknown function. Gene Ontology annotation, cellular component: nucleus. The record is from RefSeq and is a predicted model, not a curated record. Gene Ontology annotation, molecular function: 23S rRNA (adenine(1618)-N(6))-methyltransferase activity. Gene Ontology annotation, biological process: rRNA base methylation. The transcript has a single exon. NCBI's taxonomy places the organism in Eukaryota, Apicomplexa, Aconoidasida, Haemosporida, Plasmodiidae. The coding region runs from base 1 to 1779 and encodes 592 amino acids.